CGGAAAUCGGAAUAUUUACUAUUGCUAGUAAGCCAUGUGGCACGUGUGUUGACGUUUGAACGAAUGUUUGUGUUUUGUAAAAGUUCCAAUCUUCCCAUGUGUUAACAGUUUUUAGUGUAUAAACGUCUUUUUAAUUAAAAAGCGAUGAGGAUUUUCACAAGUGGCGCCGAUCCUUCCUGCCUUAAAGUUGCAGUUGCCGCGAAUUUUGCUAAAGAAAAUAUACACGUAGAAAAUAUUCCUGCUGCAGAUCGAAAAGUUGGAGCUACACGUCGUUUGCCAACUUUCCAAUUGGAAUCAGGGACGACUCUUUUCUCUGCAAAUUCAGCCGCAAGGUUACUGGUGCCGCCAAAAAACGAAGAUGGGUUGUUGGUUGACCAGUGGCUGGAGUGGGAAGCAACUAAGCUACAGCCAGUUAUUGUGAACUGCCUGACAACAAUGAAGUCUGCAGCACUGUCAACACAGCUGAGUGAUCUUUUGACAACCUUGGAUGAUGCAUUGAGCGCAAAAGGAUAUCUUGUUCAUUCCAGCAUCACAGUUGCAGAUAUUUGUAUAUGGAGCACCAUUUUUCCACUGGCUGCCGAUGCAAAGUUAUCCUCUGACUGGCUCAGUGGGAAGAAGCACUUGCUACAAUGGUUUGCAAAACUAAAAGAGCAAGAUCACAUUAAAGAAGCUGUUGGUUUGCUCAAGCUGAAACCAGGUUUGCCUGCGAUUCAAAGUCUAAAUGAUGCUUCCUGGUUUCCACUGCAAGCGACUCAAUGUGAGGUUCAACCAAGACCAGAACUUAUUUCAACUUCCAGCACAGAGUCAUCAACUAAGGAACCUCCCAUUUCUGAAGCUGAGCUUGAAGCAGCAGCAGAUGCAUGGAAGAAUGGAGCGGCUAGAAGACCGAAACCAAAGCCAAAAACAGUACCUGUGCUUCCAGUUGAGGGUGAAAAAAAUGUAUUGGUUACUUCUGCCUUGCCCUAUGUAAAUAAUGUACCCCAUUUAGGAAAUAUUAUUGGCUGCGUCUUAUCAGCUGAUGUCUUUGCAAGGUUCAGUCGUCUGUGCAAUCAUAAUGUCUUGUAUAUCUGUGGAACUGAUGAAUAUGGUACAGCAACUGAAACCAAAGCACUUGAAGAAGGUCUUACUCCAAAAGAAAUAUGUGACAAGUAUUUUAAGAUUCAUGAUGCUGUCUACAAAUGGUUUAACAUUAAUUUUGAUUACUUUGGUCGAACAACUUCUCCUGAACAGACCAAGGUCUGCCAAGAGAUGUUUCUCCAGCUAAACAGGAAUGGCUUCAUAUGUACAGAAGUUAUGGAGCAAUUACUCUGUGAAAAAUGUGAUAGGUUUCUUGCUGACCGCUUUGUGGAAGGCACAUGUCCUCGCUGUGCUUAUGAGGAUGCAAGAGGAGAUCAAUGUGAUGGUUGUGGACACUUAAUAAAUGCAACAGAGUUGAUUAAACCACGCUGCAAAUUGUGCCAAAAUACGCCAGUCAUUAAACCUUCAGAGCAGUUCUUCCUCAAAAUGCCUGAUACUGAACCACUCAUUAGGCACUGGGGAGAGAAAGUGUGGGGUGGAUGGUCAAACAAUGCACGCACUAUUACCCGUAGCUGGUUAAAGGAAGGCUUAAAGCCACGUUGCAUCACUCGGGAUCUCAAAUGGGGCAUUCCUGUGCCUCUAGAUGGAUACAGAAAUAAGGUAUUUUAUGUCUGGUUUGAUGCUCCACUUGGCUAUAUUAGCAUUACAAGCUGCUACACAUCAGAGUGGAAACGGUGGUGGCAACCAAAAAGGGAAGUGCCUGUUAGCCUCUAUCAAUUUAUGGCAAAGGACAAUGUUCCUUUUCAUGCUGUUCUGUUCCCAGCUAUCUUGCUUGGAGCAAAUCAAGGCUACACUGUCCCUACUAACAUAAUGGCCACAGAAUAUUUAAAUUAUGAAGAUGGCAAAUUCUCAAAGAGCCGAGGAGUGGGAGUUUUUGGCAAUGAUGCUCAAGAGACAGGCAUUCCGUCUGAUAUUUGGCGUUUCUAUCUCCUUUAUGUGAGACCAGAAUCUCAGGAUUCUAGCUUUAGCUGGUCUGAUUUAGCAAUGAAAAACAAUUCAGAGCUUCUUAACAACUUGGGAAAUUUCAUUCAUAGGGCACUAUCAUUUGUAGAAAAGUUCUUCGGAGGUGAAGUACCGUGUAUAGAAAUCACGCAAGUUGAGCUGACAUUGCUGGCACAUAUCACUCGUGAAUUGCAGGGGUACAUUGCUUCUCUUGAGUGUGCCCGACUCAGAGAUGGUAUUCGUCACAUCCUUGCAAUCAGUCGACAUGGAAACCAGUUCAUGCAGAGUCAGCAGCCUUGGGUGUUGGUGAAAGGAUCUGAACCUGACAGGGUACGAGCAGGCACUGUAGUCGGCCUCUGUGCCAACAUUGCAGCACUGCUGGCUGUUCUUUUGAAACCAUAUAUGCCUGAGACAGCACAUACAUUGGAUACUCAGCUCAAUGCACCAGAGCACAUACAAUAUAUUUCAAAGGAGGUUUGUGUUCUGCUUCCCCCAGGACAUAAAAUUGGGCAGCCAGCUCCACUUUUUACUAAGAUAGAAACAGCACAGAUAGAGAAACUGAAGAAACAGUUCUCUGGCCGGCAACGAUCUCCCCCAGCGGAGAAACCAGUGCCAGUGCUAUCUGGAGAAGAUAUCGUAGCCCAUCUUGAAGCUGCCAUUGCAAAGCAGGGUAAUGUAGUAAGAGAAAUGAAGGCCAGAGGUGCUCCAAAAGAAGAAUGGCAGCCACAUGUGGCAGUUCUUUUAGACCUUAAGAAACAAUUGGAGGCAGCCCAUGCAGUUGCAGUCAGUAGAGUACAGCAAGCACAAGCAGCGGCGGCAGCAGCUGCGGCGGCUACCAGUGUCUCUCCUCCUCAAGUAAAUGGUGCUGUUGCUUCUCCAGAGGAGAUUGCUAGAUUGGAGGCAGAAGUUAAUAAACAGGGUAACUUGGUGAGAGAAAUGAAAUCAAGUGGCAAGAGCAAAGCAGAAUGGCAGCCAGAAGUUGUUAGACUCCUUGAACUGAAGAAACAAUUGGCUCUUGCCCAGGGAAUUGAUCUGACAGCCCAACAAACGGUAUCAAAACCCAGGAAAGGAAAGACAAAGACAUAACAUAGACAUCUACUACAUUCUCUGUUCCCUCCAUCUUAACAUAUAGUUAUUUAUUACUAAUUUAUCUUGCGUGAAUGUGUGCGUUCCUUGUGAUGUACAAUGAUAUUGUUGGUGAUGGGUAUUACAAUUUGUAACAAUUUUCCUUUCAUUCUUGUACCAUAUGUAAUUAAGAGAAAUACAGAUAUCAGUCAUGCAGUAAGUGAAUUACCCUGGGAGUUUUCCUUAUGAUGUAUGAACAACAUUGCUUUUGUUACCUACAUUUCCUGCCAUUUUCAAUUUCUUUUUGUUUGUUGUUGUACAGUAUUUAUUUCAGAGAAACAGAUGUAUCAGUCAUGCAUAAAGUGCAUUAAUUAAGUGUAGUUUUAAAUUCUGUGUGGGUAUUCAGUAUGUCACAAAAAGACUUUAUUUCAUAAAAGAGAUUUAUAUGCUUAAACCAAGGUGCAGAUUAAUUAUUUCGUCAUCUUCCGGGCAUGCAUUCCAGAUGCUAACCCAGAAGCUCAUGAAAUAUUCUACCCAUUAGAAAAAUUCCAAGGAUUAUAAACUAGUUAUUUAAUGUGUUUGCUUUAGCAUUAUUAGAGCAACAUUAAGCAAUUGUUACAUCACUGGAUUGACUAAACUCGUAAACAAACCAUUUGAGUGAAAGAAAACAGUGGUGAUUUCGGUGAGAGAUGUGGAAUAAUAUGAUGUACUUUAUUGUAAAUCUCUCUGUGGGAUCCAAACUACACAAUAAGGAACCAGAUUGUUCUGUGUAUCUAUUAUAGUACUGGAAUCUGUUAGGAAUUAAAGAAAUGGGAAGAGGCUGCUAUUUUUAUGUUCCCCCAACUCAUCCAUAUGGUAGCAGCAAAGGGAGAGGAGUAAAUUAGUGUAUCUACUGCAUCUUUUUGCUGUAAUUCUUUUCACUUUACUUUUAAAAAUCAAUGUAACACAACUGAAAGCUGAAGUUCCUUGCAACUGUUAUCCCAACUCUAAUGUGUGUCAAGCAUUUAUAUGGUGGAAAGACACUAUCCAGAAACUAAGAAAUAAUAUUUUUCUUAUUAUUGUUUACAAAAAUCUGAAUUACAAAGGUGCAUAAAUAUAA
Schistocerca cancellata (South American locust) is the source of this 4183-nucleotide messenger RNA. It is a transcript of the gene MetRS, whose product is annotated as methionine--tRNA ligase, cytoplasmic. Gene Ontology annotation, molecular function: methionine-tRNA ligase activity; ATP binding. The record is from RefSeq and is a predicted model, not a curated record. The transcript has 18 exons. Bases 145 to 3105 code for a protein of 986 amino acids. Gene Ontology annotation, biological process: methionyl-tRNA aminoacylation. NCBI's taxonomy places the organism in Eukaryota, Metazoa, Arthropoda, Insecta, Orthoptera, Acrididae. Gene Ontology annotation, cellular component: aminoacyl-tRNA synthetase multienzyme complex; cytosol.